AUGGAAGACAAGUUUGAUGAAGGUCCGCGCAACUACAACGAUGAGUCAAGUGCCGUUGAGUUUGACAAUCAAGACGAGGACGUAGAGAAAGAAGAAGGUAAAACUGACGUCGACAUGAACUCGAGCGACGAUGAAGACGAAGACACCAGGUCUUCGAAGAGCAAAAUCAAGAGACACACGCGCACUCAAUCACUUGAGAAAGCUACCGUCAUUCCAAGUCCUAAGCGAAGAACGUACAGAGGUCCGUCGCUUGAGCAUGUGUCAGCGGCUGCAAAGGAUUUGAAGCAGCCUACAUCGUUGAUUCAAAACGACACGUGGGAGAUCGUGCCUCUUCCGAAAGAUCGCAAAGCCAUCGGGUGCCGAUGGGUGUUUCGUGUCAAGGAGAAUCAAAAUGGCGAAGUUGAACGUUUCAAGGCAAGACUUGUGGCCAAAGGAUUCUCACAGAAAUUCGGAGUUGACUAUGAAGAAACUUUCACACCAGGGGCCAAGUUCACAUUGAUUCGUGUGGUGCUCAGCAUAGCGGCCAAGUACGGCCUAAUGCUACAUCAGAUGGACGUCAAGACAGCGUUUCUUAACGGCUCCCUCGAUGAAGACAUCUACAUGGACCAACCAGCACGAUACCUGUAUGCUAAACAGCCGGAAUAUGUGGGCAAGCUAAAGAGAUCGCUGAACAACUUGAAGCAAUCAACACGCAUGUGGAACCAAAUGAUCGAUGAGUUCAUGAUCAAGAUGGGAUUCAACAAGAGCGAAUCGGACCACUGCAUCUACAUCAAGCGAGACGACCAAGUCAAGAUUCUCGUGGUGCUCUACGUUGAUGAUCUUAUCCUGGCCAGCAGCAGCAACGAACUACUCAAGUCGACCAAGAUGGCGCUGAGCACACGCUUCGAAAUGAAGGAUCUCGGUGAGCUCAAUUACUUUCUCGGCAUGGAGAUCAAGAACGACCGCAAGACUGGAAUGGUGACUGUGCGACAAACCAAGUUCCUCGAGUCCGUGUUGACCAAGUUCGGAAUGGAUAACAGCAAGCCAGUGAAGACGCCUCAAUAUACCGGUCUGAAGCUCACCAAGAACAUGUGUGACCAAGAAUGCAAGCACGAAGACACCAUGUGCAACGUGCCAUAUCGAAGUGCUGUCGGAGGCGUCAUGUAUCUCAUGGUCGCCACACGUCCGGAUCUAGCUGUUGCAGUGGGAUCAUUAUCCCAAUUCUUGUUUGACCCAUGUCCGACUCACUGGCAAGCUUUGAAGCGUGUGCUGAGAUACCUGCAAGCAACGCCCAGUCACGGUCUUAAGUUCACGUGGCGAGGUCACUAA
Molecule: messenger RNA, 1308 nt
Organism: Peronospora matthiolae
Lineage: Eukaryota; Oomycota; Peronosporomycetes; Peronosporales; Peronosporaceae
Source: the annotation of a GenBank genome assembly